AUGUUUGUGCCAUCACACAACGACGACAAAUCCAACACCCUUCAAGAUCCAACAAAACAACCAGUCCUGAACCAACAGACUCCGUCUUCUGCCUCAAAAUCAUCAAAAGAUCUGUCUGAUUCUGAAGCGGACCCAAAAGGUCAUGGUAGCGAUGCGGAUGACACUGCUACUACCAACAAACCCAAGGGACGCAAGAUAAAAGAUGCUGGUGCAACCUUAGUAACCGGAGCAUUGGCAGGGUUGGGGCAUCUUUUAGACGCCAUCAGUUGA
Molecule: messenger RNA, 270 nt
Organism: Pyrenophora tritici-repentis Pt-1C-BFP
Lineage: Eukaryota; Fungi; Ascomycota; Dothideomycetes; Pleosporales; Pleosporaceae
Source: RefSeq, a predicted model, not a curated record